This is a messenger RNA of Eimeria tenella, 777 nucleotides long. RefSeq names its product SAG family member. Lineage: Eukaryota; Apicomplexa; Conoidasida; Eucoccidiorida; Eimeriidae. The record is from RefSeq and is a predicted model, not a curated record. The annotation marks the transcript as partial. The transcript has 4 exons.
CGCCUCCCGGUCUUUGGCGCUUCGCUGCUCCUCGCAGCCACAGAAAACGCUGGGCAGACCAUUGAUGUCGAACCAGUUUCAUACACUGUUUCACUCGGACGGGAUGGGCUCUGCUUAGGAGAAGUCAAUGCUGCGAGGCUUGCAGCGGGCCUCGCUGAAUUCACACAGCCAGGCCCAGACAAUACAGCAGCACGGCUUCCUGCUGCAGACCCAGUAGACCCGUGGAAGCCUCUUUGUGAGGGCUUGAUACGAAUGCCUGAGGACAAUACAAGUGCUAAAAGCACUGAAUACCAGACAUCACUUGGCGGCACAACAUAUGCGCGCAUGCCUGUUGUCUCGACUGACCCUGACUGCACUGCCACAGUGAAUCAUUGGAAGGCAGCCUUCAAGAACUUCAGUGGGCUACCCCCAUCAAGAGAGAAAAACGCGGACUUAUACGGCGAUCCAGACAAUGUUUCCUUCGUUGCGCUGUACAACCCUUCGCCAAACGCCUAUGCAGACUGUCGAGUCGUUACCUGCAACGAACUGGAGAACAAACCAUAUAUAGAUUUGAGUAGCCACACUAUGAAAAGCAACUUCUUGCCUACAGGGAACAGUGCUCAUGCCUUGAUUUGCUUAAUCACGCCCGACGUGCUCCAAGCUGGUGAAGGGGACCCUUUCACACAGAAGCAAUGGGACCAAAUCAAGGCGUCGCUUGGAAACAGCUCACGAGCCACGUUGCCAAGCGAUGUAAUUUUCUUGGCAGCACUUUUCUUUGCUGUACUUUGGAGUCUGUAG